CCUAUAAAUCCUAUAACAUCUUCACCAGAAAAGAGUGCCUCGACCUCUCCGGAAAUCUAGGCACCGCUCCUUCAAUUUGUCGACGCGGCCUUCUCAGUAGGAAUAGGGCGAGAAAUGGAUCUCUCUGUUCUUCAAGGGUUCACGAAGUCGCUCGCGAUGACGGUGCUGUCAGAAAUCGGUGACAAAACCUUUUUCGCAGCUGCUAUCUUGGCAAUGCGUCACCCUAGAAGACUUGUAUUGUCAGGCUGCCUUGGAGCACUGAUUGUUAUGACUAUUUUAUCAGUUGUUGUUGGUUGGGCUACUCCAAAUCUGAUCUCACGUAAGUGGACUCAUCACAUCACAACAUUGUUGUUUCUCGGGUUUGGCCUGUGGUCUCUGUGGGAAGCAUUUAAGGACGGGGAAGCUGAAGAAUUUGCUGAAGUUGAAAAAGAAUUGAAUACUGAUCUAAAAAGUAACAGUGGAGCAACCAAAGGGAAUAACAAGGAUGCUGAUGACCUGAAAAAGCAAUACCGGCCCUUUCUCACUCAAUUCUUUUCACCCAUCUUGCUUAAGGCCUUUUCAAUUACUUUCUUUGGAGAAUUCGGUGACAAGAGUCAAAUCGCCACAGUAGGAUUGGCUGCAGACGAGAAUCCUUUGGGUGUUGUUCUUGGUGGAAUCCUUGGACAAGCUUUGUGCACUACGGCUGCAGUCCUGGGAGGAAAAAGUCUAGCAACUCAAAUAUCUGAAAAAAUAGUCACACUCUCUGGGGGAGCUCUUUUCAUUGUUUUUGGGAUUCAGUCUCUUCUUUCAACGGUGGAUUCGUAAAGGCUCCAAAAUUACCUAAAGAAGAUGAAGGUAACUCAUUCUGGCUAAAGACACAUUUAGGCAUUAUAUGUGGUGUUAUUGUUCAACAGUUUAGGAGAUGAAAUGCUAGUCUUUAUAGCAGUGCUACCAAAUUAUUCUAAGAUCUAACUGAUCAGAAGAGAAGUUGGAAAUCAUUCAAAAGUUGGAGAUUGUUCUAUUUUUCUCCAUUUUAUGAAUUUUGCCUAUUAUCUUUCAGUGUCACCAGGAUCUGCAUUAGUAUGACCCGAUAAACAUUUGAUUUAGUUUCGCUGCAGUGUAUCAUUUUCAUACAUAUUGAGAAAAGGAGCUUAUCAGAUGUGUGAAUUUCGUGA
This is a messenger RNA of Salvia hispanica, 1154 nucleotides long. Its product is annotated as GDT1-like protein 5. Gene Ontology annotation, cellular component: Golgi apparatus. Gene Ontology annotation, molecular function: calcium ion transmembrane transporter activity; manganese ion transmembrane transporter activity. The record is from RefSeq and is a predicted model, not a curated record. Gene Ontology annotation, biological process: calcium ion transmembrane transport; manganese ion transmembrane transport; Golgi calcium ion homeostasis. Lineage: Eukaryota; Viridiplantae; Streptophyta; Magnoliopsida; Lamiales; Lamiaceae.